This is a messenger RNA of Paramuricea clavata, 5235 nucleotides long. Lineage: Eukaryota; Metazoa; Cnidaria; Anthozoa; Malacalcyonacea; Plexauridae. The record is from the annotation of a GenBank genome assembly.
AUGAAGGGUGAACAAGGUAGAAAUGUUCCUUUUGACGAAAACCAAUUUCGACGAGAAAACGUUCAACCUGCUCCUGUAAGUAUGUUGAAAAUUUGUUCGAAAAUGAUACAAUUAUGGAAAUCUACCGAAUUAAUAAUUAUAUACUGUCAUGUUUAGAAUGAAGAAGGUGAUGAUAUGGUUGCCGAGGAUGUAGAUCUGGUAUUGGGGUGUAAUUGCACGGAGAAAUGUCGUUGUUUGGAUCUUGCCGAGGAGAAUAUUCAUAGGCUCGAAGACGAACUCGUGUUGGUAAGCUUUGCACAAAACUAUUUAACAAUUAUUCGCCGAAGGCCAGGUGAUUAUCGGGGAAUAUUCACCGAGACAAAGUCGAGGUGAAUAUAUUCCUCGUGAUAAUCGCCAAGCCUAAUCAACAAAUAAUUAUUUGCCUAAUCAACAAGCGGGCCAAAUACUUGUUUUAGUAUUUUUGCACAAGUCUUUUGUGUUUUUUUGGGACUGAAUUUAUUUUAAUUUCGCUUAUAUUUCUUUUAUCAGUAAAUUUCGGUUUUGUUCUAUUGUAGGUGAAUAUAUAACAGCUUAAUACGUCGAAUUUGACCAAUCAACUUUAUAGGAUUUGUUAUUAUUAUUCCGACUUGUGCAAAAAUACUAAAUCUCUAUAUUCUCCCCGACUGUUCUAAAAUAUAUUCAAAUGUAUUUUUUCUGUGUUGAUGUAAUGUACUCAGGUGAAUAUGAUGCUUGUGAUGUUACUCUGAGUGUAUAUCCACACCGGGCAAGCUUGAAAAAUAUGCCUGGCCACCAUGGUCAGGCAUAUUUUUCAAGCUUGUCCGGUGUGGAUAUACACUCAGAGUAACAUCACAAGCAUCAUUUCAAAUGUGUAUAAAUAAUUCAAAAAACAUAAAACACGAUAACCAUUUUGAACAGUUUUUUAAUGAUAUUUGCUCCACAUUUUAUUUUCAUGUUGACCAAUCUGCAUGGCUACCGAGAAAUUAUGUGUCAAAUGUUAUAUAUAAUUAUAUAGUUGUCGUAUAAUUCUAAAGUUGAAUAGAUCUUGCUGUUUAACGGACAACGUUGAGCCUGAUGAUCCAUAUGAGUUUAGAAAUCCUUUGGCAGACAUAAGUCAGGUUUUUUGGAAUAUAAAAAAUGCAGACAAGGACAAGGUAAUUUAUAUAUUUAGGUGCGGUGAAAUUUAUCACUGCAUGGGUUUGUGGUUUUGUACAAGCUGCAUGCAUUUAUGCAAACUAUUGCUUCCUACGCGGUGACAAACUAUAACAUCUAAUAAGCUUCACUACAUAAAGCCGGGCAAUCACGCAUCAUGCAUUGCGCGUGUUCUGGGAUUGUGUAUGGUGUAUUGGUGUAGGAUAUCUCAGGGCAUUUUUACAUUCGUGUAAUUACAGAUGUUUUUAGCUCAAUUCAAAUUGUUCAAUUUUUCCUUUGUCUUUGAUGUUUUUAGAUGAAUGAUUCGAGAGAGAGCGGAACUGGCGACGGAGGUACAUGCAUGCAGAAUAGGGCCAUUUAUAUGGGAGAAUAUAUAAGUCGUUACUGACGUAAGUCAUGUUUAUGUGUGAGACGCGACCUAUGUAAUUCGCGACUUACUUUCUCCUGCAUAAAUGGUCCUAAUGAUGUCUCAUUUUCAUGGACCUGCAAGUUUAUGUUUCGACAUUUGCAUAAUUGUAUUAUGAAGGCAUGGCAGCUAUACGUAUAGGUACGAAGUAUUACUUCCUUCUGCAUGUUAUGCCUAUUUUAGGUAAAAAAAGUGUGGAAUCAAAUCAACAGAAGAAAAAAUUUCCAUGGACAACAUACUAAAAGAUGUUUCGAAAACUUGCUGUAAAGACCAGUGCCUAAAGAAUUUUUCUCUACAAUCUGUAAACAAGCAACGAAAACGAGUUUGGUCGAAAUUGUUUUCAGAUCGUAAAAUUUAUAUCAAUGCCAUGAUCGAGCAGGCAGAGUUAGGACGAAAUCCUCGUAAAGGUGGGAAGGGACCAAGCGAGAAGAGAUUUAUCUUUAAUGGAGUAAAUAUAUGCCCGAAAGCCUGGUGUGCUGUUCAAGGAAUUUCGAAAACAUGGUGAGAUUACAGAUUACAAUUUGGCUUUUUCUGCAAUUAUGCUUUGGUAAUAGGUGGCAAAUCAUCAAUUUGAAAGUCUAAAUUAAGCGCAUGCGACCGAGUAAAAUUAAGAUUUAAUUUCACGCACGUUUUUAUUAAAGUUUACAAUUUGGUUUACAAUUUCACAAUGAACCAGGGCAACUUCCCCAUAGAGAAAACUAUAUUUAUGAUUUUUAGAAUGAUAUUAUCAAUUAUUCUUUGGGCAUUUUCGACUUUUUUUUGCAUAUAGGCCUUACUGCCCCACUCCCCCACCCCUGCAUGCAGUGAACUUUUUUGGAUUACUUGUUAAUUAUAUUAUAUAGUGAGCAAAAUUUAUCGGAUUAUCUGUCAUUCAUGAAAUCUCCAAUGGUGUUCUAUAUACAUGCAUGUAUUGUCUUAUAUAUUUGCAGCUUUUUUGAACACCGAAAAGCUAUUCAAGAAUACGAAGUUCAUGAUACAACAGCCAAACUCAGUCGAAGGUCUGUUACCUACGAAAUGGCCAAAAUGUGGUUCGGUAAUUUCAGCAAGUUUGCGGAUUCCAUGCCAAAUUGUGACGUAAAGUGCUUACCCUCCUGCUUAACAAAGCUUACGGUGUAUAAUUUGUACGUGGAUCAAAUGAAAGACCAACCAAAAUUGUCUCGCACGAGAUUCAUAUACGAAAUGUGGAGAACAAGCUUUCCGAAUGUCUAUAUAUCCAAGGUACUAAUAUUAUUUCCUCCAUGUAAAAAUUCUGUCAACGAGGAUGGUCCUCUGAAAAUCAUUGUCACCACACAGGCACAGUAUAUAAACGACUUAAUUUUUUUAAUUUAAAUUGGUUAUUCCAAAUGCAGUUUUUAUCAAUAUUAUUUUGUACAGGAACCUGAACUGUGUUGAUUGUAUUUGUCUUAUGUAAUAAUAUUUGUCGAAAUUGCAUCUGAGACCACCAAUUAAUUUUUGUUCUAAUUAACCUUGACUGUUCUAAUGCAAUUAUAAUAUUUUGCUUUCUUUUGUAGCAAAGCCGUUUCACAAAAUGCUCCAUCUGUGUCCUUUUGAAAGAGAAGCUACAAAGUUCUAAGCUGACAGCUAAUCUGCGGCAGCAGUUUACACUGAUGCGAAGGGUGCACAUAACACAGCAAAUGUGAGUUUUGCAUUUUCAGUAUCGAGUAUUUUAAAACAAGUCAUGCAUGUUUAUUAAAUUUAAAGCACGAGAAGUACACUCCUAUUAUUAUAUACUCUGAAAGGGCUGAACGAGAAAAGUAUUAUAAGCAUGGCUUCAAAGCGAAGCACGAGCCGAAGAAGUACUUGUCAAUCAUUAUUGAUGGCAUGGAUCAGUCCAAGCACAAUUUGUCACAUUUUCAAGUGACAACAAAGGUAUUAUUUUAAUUGACAUGCAUGCAGUUCUACACCGAAGGCGAUGUGAAUACCGCCAAAUAAAAACCGAGAAAAGUAGAGGUUUUAUUCAUGCACGAUAAUCACAAAGUCUGAGGUGCAUGUAUGAAUAACUGUUUUCUUUUAGUAUAUAAAUUCAUAGGUGAUUGUGUGGAAAAAACAAAAAUUACACAUUUGUUCAUCACUUUCUUAAAACAAACCCCGGUGUACCAUCUUAAAUAUGAUGGGGAUGAUUAUCGCGUGAUAGUCACCUCAUAAGCAACCAUCAGCGUGCAGCAUUUUCAAUAUACGAUAUUUCAAUGUGAUUGCUUGAUCUUUUAUGAAGGUUGACAGCACAGCUACUAGAUUAAAGACACACGUAACUGGUGUUUUGGCUAACUGUCAUUCAAUGGCUUCUGCAUUUCUGGACAACUGUGAAUGGCCACAUGACUCAAAUUUAACGAUCAACAUCUUAAUGCGGACACUGCUACUAUUUCAAGGGAAGGUAUGCAUGCAUGCAUAGACCUUUUGUAUUAUAUUAAAUUUCUUUGACUUUGUAGGUUUAUUAUGAAGCUACAGGCUAUGCAUGCCUGCGGCUUAAACAGUUAAACUGCGCACCUUCAAGCAGAUGCCAUGGCAUUAUAAAAGAGCGUUUGAAAACAGGUCAAAAAUCUUAAAAAUACUGGUCAGGAUAACCAUUCGGCGAGAACCUCUUCAGAACUUCUCUUAUGUUGUCUUUAAGGUGUAGCUAAUUAGUCAUUUCGUCUAAAUUAUUUUGAAAUUUAAUAACAUUUUUCUAUUUAAUUAAAUGAGUAUAUAGGAGUGUUUAUCAGACAUAGCUAUACGAUACGAAAAACCUAUUGCCAUUGAUGAAAGUAAAUGCAUGUAUUGAAUUUGCUUAAAAAACUAACCCGCGCUUCGCAUGCAUUGUAUCCGACCAAAUCGAAUCACCCAAAUAGAAUCACACUCGCCGAUUACCUCUGAUCCAAGUUAAAUCGAAAUAAGUUAAGUGAUAAUAAUAUACGUUCAUGUACUAACGUGCAUGCAUUUCUUAUAGCUUGAUAAACUGCCACCUGUCAUGUACCUACAAAUGGAUAACUGCUACCGUGAGUGCAAGAAUAAAUUUGUCCUUGGAUUCUUGGCUAUCUUGGUGAAAAUGGGUCUGUUCAGAAAGGUACUUUUCAUAUAUUUCACUAAUUUUAAUUUGUAUCCAUGAAUAAUUUCAAUCAUUGACCAGAACAGUAACGUUAAAAUUAACCUCUCUCAUUUUUAUUCAGAUAAAACUAUCAUUCCUUAUGGUUGGACAUACACAUGAGGACAUUGACCAAAUGUUCUCAUGCUUCUCCCGUCAUUUGGCCAAGCAUGAUGCAAGAACAAUACCAGAGCUGUUUGCAGAAAUGGAAAGUUCCUACACCCCAAAACCUUCAUGCGAACAACUGCGGUGUAUGUUUGAUGUUAAAAAGUGGAUGGACGGUUAUGUGGAGGAUAAAAUAAGUGGCCAUGUCCAUCAGCAACAAUUCAAGUUUGAAAUGAAAAAUGGCAAAGUCCUAACUUUCUACAAAAAGUGGUCGACAAGUAAGGACUGGAUUCUUCUGAAACCCAAAGAUAACCCGGAUCCAGAAUAUACAAUCGUCCAAAGUAUCCCCAAUGGUUCACCGACGUUGAUCAAACCAUCCUUCGAUCCAUUAAUUUUGACAAAAAUCACACAUGAUCUCGUCAAAUUUAACGCAAAAUUUGAUGACGGGACAAUUAAUUGGUGGACAACGCUUAUUAAAAAUUUGGAAUCUGGAACUGAUUUGCCAAUCCCUUGGUAG